CGGUUAGAAUAUUUCAAGCCUAAUGGCCUCCGGCAUAAACAAGAGCCGGCAGCCCGGGACUUGCAAUGGAUCUAAAGCACCUCGGGGCAGUUCGGCAGAAGGAUACAAUAAGGAAAUUCACAUGCAGAUGUGCAAGAAGAUCGCCCAGCUCACCAAGGUGAUAUAUGCCCUGAACACUAAGAAUGAUGAACAUGAAGACAGUAUACAGGCUCUGAGAGAAGCUCAUGAAGAAGAAGUUCAGCUCAUUCUUGCUGAGAUGAGGGAAACAAUUCUCCAGUACAAAAGCAAAGCUGAAGAAGAACAGUUGCUGAGAAAACGUAUUCAAGUCCUUGAAACUGCAGUAGAACAACACAGGAGAGUAAAGGAAGAAGCCUUGACAGAGUUAACAUUGUUCAAGAAGCAGGUGGAAGAGAGGGAACCAAGAGCAGAAGCAAAACUGAUGCAGAUGACCCUUUCCACAGACACAGUAGAUUUCAAUGGAGAUUUUGAAAACAAACUUCUUCAUUUAAAUGAGGAGACUGAUGGACUACUAAAUGAAUGCCAACUGUCUAGGAGAGAAAAUUUAGGUGAAGAUAUUUUGGCUGAAAAAUUCAGCAUGGAAGGACAAGUUCUAGUAAAGGAAAUGGAAAAACUGAGGAGUGAGAACCAAGGAGCAAUUAAAGAAUAUACUCAGAAAACAAACCAACUGCGAACCUCCUGUGAGAGAGGAAGAGAGUCUUUGAAAAAGUCAACACAGCCAUCUAUGACAGAAACAAAGAAUCAGCAGCAGCAAGGAGAAAUGGAGCAAAGGAAUUGCUCAGAGGCUGACAAAGGCUUUUGGAUGCAGCAGGUAAAGAAACUGGAGGCAGACCUAGAGGAGAAAAACCAGAAGAUAAAUGAGAGGAAGAAACAUUCCCAGAGGCUGAAAGAAAGAAUACAGGAACUCCAGACACAGCUAGAGGAAUUUAAAAGAAAAUCUGAGUGUGAAAUGAAGCAACUGGAGAAAGAAAAAGAAGCCCUAACUGGGAAACUUCAAAACUCUUCACUUGAGGUGGCUCAGCUGAAGCAGAUAUUAGACCAGCAAGCAGAUAAUUUCAAGGAGUCGCUGAAGAAACACAACCUACAGUCCAGCAAAGAAAAGGAGAAGCUUUUGCAGGAUCUUCAAAACACCAUUAAAGAAAACCAGAAUGUUAAACUGCAGCUGGAGGCGUCACAUCAAAAAGUCUUAAAAAUGAUGGAGAAGAACAAAAAACAGGAACUCAAGGAGGCAGAAGAGCGUUUGAAAAAGGAAUUUAAUGAGACUUUCAAGAUCCAACAUCAGUCUCAUAGGCUGGAAAUGCAAACCUUGGAAGAGAGAGCAAAGAAAGAAUUACAGGAUGAACUCGAGCAGAUACAGAAGCAGCAAACUCUGUUGCUAGGAUCUCUAAGAGUGGAAAUUUCUGAGCAGCAGAUGUCAUGCACUAAUCUCAAAAAACAAAUAGAAGAGCUCCAAAUGGAGCUGAGGAGUGUGAGGACAUUGAAGAAGCAACAGGAAGGAAGCAGCCAGAGCCAGAUCAGAUCUCUUCAUGAUGAGCUAGAAAAAUGCCAGGGUGAAAUUUCUGAGCUCAAGAAGGAGAACUUGCUUUUGAAGGACACAAUGGAAUUACUCAGCACUGAGUUGGAGACACAGAAGCAAGAAGCUGCACAGCUUCAGGAUAAGGAGAGACAACACAAAAGACUUAAAAAAUUAGAAGAAAACACAAGAAAACCAGAGUCCAGACCAGAAGAUAUACACCUUAUAAGCUGCCUGCAAGAUAAACUAAGUGAGAGAGAAGAAAUUAUUAAGCAGCUGGUGGAAGGAAGAAAAUUUCAGCAUUCACUUUUAGCCAGCACUGAAUCUUACAGAAAUCGGUCUUUUUCUUUCACCCCUAACCCAGGAUGUUUGACUCCUAUGAAGCAGCAGAAGAGACCAGUUGAGGUGCCCAGUCGUGUUGUCAGUGUACCAAAUUUAGCUUCCUAUGCAAAGAGCUUUUUGAGUGGCGACUUGAGAUCAAAAAGAAGUGCUCCUCAAAUAACAAAAUCAACAAGCUUAGACCAGAGUCCUGGAUGCCUCAGAGCGGGCUCCCCAACAGCACAGACCUCAGACAGCAGCGCUGCCACAAGGACACAUGGCAAUGAAGCACCACAAACCAAAGAUGACCAAAUACAAGACCCUGAGCAUCAAGAAUGGUUUACUAAAUACUUUUCAUUUUAAAGCAUAUAGUUUACAUACUCCUCAGAUUUACCUGUUUGUUUUCUGUUAGGGAAUGUUGAUCUAAUAAGUUUUACAACAAAAAGUACUGAAAUAAUUUCUAAGGAUAUUAUUAGGUUAGUUAGGAACAACAGCACUUUCUUACAUCUAAUUAUAAUGGAAUUACAGGCAUGGAUUUCAGCAAAAUGCAUUUUUAUUUUUUUUUUAAUAAUCUCUGUAAAAAAAAUGAAGAAAAAGCAAAAUUCUUAAUACUGCUAUGUGAAAUGGCUUUUUACUCAAGAGAACGUACCAUUCCACUAUCACAUUAAAUAUGCAGUUUGUCCUCUAAUGUCCUGUUACAGGCUCCAGCUGAAGGUAUUACUUACUAGUAAGUGAUUUCUCUGGGUUUAUAUGCCUGCUUCAUCAGCUGUUUUUCUGCAUACUAAUGUGAUUUUGUUUUAAACUGGUUUUUUGUUGAAGCUGUUUUAUGCUGAGCAGCAUGUGAUCCACAGCUAAGAAUAGCAAGCUUACAGCAAGCUGGUUUACAAAUCUUUUCUGCUUUGCUUAAUGAACUGUUUUGUAUAGUAUUGUCAUGUAAUGUUCCUGGUACACUUCAACACGUGUAACAAUCCAUCAGCCUGAUGAAUCAGGGUGGUAUGUAAGUAUGAACAUUAAAACUUGCUUGCUAGUGACCAA
Molecule: messenger RNA, 2884 nt
Organism: Coturnix japonica (Japanese quail)
Lineage: Eukaryota; Metazoa; Chordata; Aves; Galliformes; Phasianidae
Gene: FAM184B
Product: family with sequence similarity 184 member B
Source: RefSeq, a predicted model, not a curated record